This is a messenger RNA of Phyllopteryx taeniolatus (common seadragon), 5715 nucleotides long. RefSeq names its product repulsive guidance molecule BMP co-receptor a (gene rgma). Gene Ontology annotation, molecular function: coreceptor activity. Lineage: Eukaryota; Metazoa; Chordata; Actinopteri; Syngnathiformes; Syngnathidae. Gene Ontology annotation, biological process: BMP signaling pathway. Gene Ontology annotation, cellular component: plasma membrane. The transcript is spliced from 4 exons. The record is from RefSeq and is a predicted model, not a curated record. The coding region runs from base 467 to 1768 and encodes 433 amino acids.
CUCAGCGUCACGCAGAGCCGAUCAUUGUCUCCCUCACACUUUCUAACGAGCCAUUUCACAACAUCCACGCAGCGGACCUCGCCACGCAGCAGCAGCAGCAGCAGCAGCAGUCUUUCUCUCAAAUUGAGUUUGUUUCUACACAAUAUCAGAUCAAACGCGCAGAUGUGGCCAGUUGUGGGACUUAAUCUCACAUUAUGCCUCUUUAUCGAGCGACUGGCGGUCGGUUGCAAGCGGCACAAGUGAUUUGCGUCGGUUUGGAUGAACCUCAACUCCGAGAAAGCACUUUAUAUUUACACGCUGGACGUCAUGUGCACGUUGGCGGAUUUUACGCGCAGAGAGCCGCCGAGUGCGUCUGAUUUGGGAUUACACUGACACUGGACGUGUUUAUUUUUUUUUUUAAAAGAGAGGGACUUCCCAGACGGCGUCUGCGUCUGGUCCGCCGUCCUCCGGGUUCCUGCAGGACUCCAUGCAGUCGCGAAGGCAGAGGAGUGAAGGGCGACCCCGAGCUGGAUGGAUGGUUAUGGGGAAGAGAGCCAGACCCUCGGCGCUUGAAGUGUGCAGAGUCCUCGCUGUCUUCCUAUCGCUCUUCCCUCCAGUGAGUCUGCAGUGCAAGAUCCUCAAGUGCAACUCUGAAUUUUGGGCCUCCACGACCAACUCCGGGCCGGAGGAGGAGUUCUGCACGGCGCUGCGCGCGUACAACAGCUGCGUGCGGCGCACCGCUCGCACCUGCCGGGGCGAUUUGGCGUACCACUCGGCCCAGCAUGGCAUCGAGGACCUCAUGAGCCAGCACAACUGCUCCAAGGAGGGACCCACGUCGCAGCCACGCACCCGCAGCCCGCUUACCCCCGCGCCCCCGCCGCUGCCGCCCGACAGCCAAGAGCGCUCCGACGGCCCGGAGGUUUGCCACUACGAGCGUAGCUUCCCGCGCAACGCCGCGCAGCGCAACUUCACACACUGCGGCUUCUUCGGAGACCCCCACCUUAGAACCUUCGGGGAUGACUUCCAGACGUGUAAGGUGGAGGGCGCCUGGCCGCUCAUUCACAACAAAUAUCUGUCGGUCCAGGUGACCAACACCCCUGUGCUGCCUGGAUCCUCAGCCACUGCCACCAGCAAGCUGACAAUCAUCUUCAAGAACUUCCAGGAGUGCGUGGACCAGAAGAUGUAUCACGCCGAGACGGACGAGCUCCCCGCCGCUUUCGCCGACGGCUCCAAGAACGGAGGCGAGCGCCACGGCGCUAACGCCCUGCGCGUGGUAGAGAAGGUGCCCGGCCAGCACGUGGAGAUCCAGGCCCGCUACAUCGGCACCACCGUGGUCGUCCGCCAGGUGGGCCGCUACUUGACGUUCGCCGUGCGCAUGCCCGAGGAGGUGGUGCGCUCGGUGGAGGAGGACGACAACCAGGACUUGUAUCUCUGUCUGCACGGCUGCCCCGCCAACCAGCGCAUCGACUUCAAAAAGGUCCGGACCCACGCCGCCGGCGGGACCCACGGGUUCACCUACCGGUCGGCCAAGGCCAAGUGUAAGGAGCGUCUGCCCGUAGAGGAUCUGUACUUCCAGUCGUGCGUCUUUGACCUCCUCUCGUCCGGGGACAUCAACUUCACCAUGGCCGCCUACUACGCCCUGGAGGACGUGAAGAUGCUGCACUCCAAUAGUAAGCGCUAUCACAUCUUCGAGAAGGAUGCCUUCACCAGCCACGCCGCAACGCACGCACGCUUCCUCAACCUCUUCGCCACCCUCUUGUGCUGCACACUUGCUCUACAGCCACUUUAACACUGACCGCUUUAGAGGCCUCGUGUCGUUUGGAAGCUUGCGAAAGGGGGUGGCCACAUUUCUGGCAAGUUUUCAUGGGAAUUUAAGAUGGGGAAUUGUGGAAAUAUUCCAAAUUGGAAACGUUCUAUGGGAAUUGAUGUCCCUGCAAAAUACAUAGCUCUCCUUUCCCACAUGCAAGGGCAUGAACAGUACCUUAAUUACUCAUGUUUUUCACUUAACUCUAGCGGCAGCGUAUUUGCUCGUACCUCAAAUUUUGGCUCGUAACACGAUGCAAAAAUUCGAGCAACGACUCAUAACUAAAAAAAAAACUUGUAAGUUGGGGCAUGCGUACUUCAAGAGACUUCCGUAUUUGCAUGGAAUCUGGUUGUUUUAGUCAGUAUUAUACUAUAAUAUGGGGACGGGCGAGUAUUGGUAUCAGCGGUAUCGGGUACUUGUGAAGCCUGCCAGUACCAGCCACUAAUACUUAAGGCAAAAAAAUUUGAGAUGGUUUAAGUCCUCCCCGCCAGUACUUGGCGCUACAUUGCAGCGGUUUGACACCUGGGCUUAAUAUCAUGAGAAAAAAGAGAGAAAAGUCUAGUCUUUGUUCACAAUUAUCUGUAAUUCUGUUAAUUGAAAUGUUAUGUGUCAAAAGUACUAAUGGUAUCAGUACUCGGUAUCGGUGCAUACUCGAGUGAAUACUCGCACUGGUAUCAGUCUGAAAAAGAAUGGUAUCGAACGUCCCUAUUAAAAUAUUAUUUUCCCUGAGCCAACCUUAAAUGUGGCAAAAUCCUCAUUUAUUGCCAUAAAUUCUCAUGAAUCGCCGUGGAAAGUUUCAAAUUUUGAGGAUUCCUGGAUUUUUGCAACGCUAGUUGUAUGCUCACGUUUUCCUCACGGGGACCUGGGAAAGUCCACCUGCGAUUACGUUCACUGGACUGUGUGGGACGUUAAAUGGUUUCCUGGGUGAUCCUCCAUGGAAGCCAAGCCAGGGAAGCCCGAAAAAGGACAACAUGGGAGCUCAAAGUUAUUUUUGUCACAGGCCACAUUGUGGUUACGAUUUGCCUCAGAGGGCCCUAACCCUUAUGACUGUGAAACCAUCGAAAUGUUUUGUCAUAUUACAUAUCCCAAAUUCCCCCUGAAUUUGUUUUGUAAUAUGCUGUAGGUAUUUCUGGGACGUUUCAGGAAUAUUUCCAUGGAAACGUUUCCAACGUUGAAAGCUGCCUAAUUUUGCAACCAAUUUUUUCACACAUGCCACACCUGGUAAAGAAGGCACCUAAUUUGAUAGAUGUAACAUUUAUUUGUGGCGGGGCUGAAUGGAGGUCACUAUUUGAGGAAAUACGGCGCACGUAGCAUAAUAACUCACACGGAAGUGAUUUGAGGACUUGAGUCAUUGCCAAAGAAACAAGCCUCUGUGCCAACAUCUUUGGGAAUGUACGUAUAAUAUUGAGAGCGACACUUUACAAGCAGCAUUUAGUCCCGAUUUCAACCUGAGCUCUCUGGUGUUCUCUUAUUAGUCUUGGUUUGAUUUUAACACUGAAGUAUUUGUCACUGCUUCCCCUUUUUUAAUUUUAUUUUUAUUUUUGGGUGCUUUGACGACAGCAGCGACGGGAUUUAAGUGAUUGUAAUGUGGAAUCUCUGUGGAAGUAUAUCUGGGCCUUUGGAAAUUGAAUUGGGAUUUCUCAUUUUUAUUUUUUAACCAUCAAAUUUCUAAUAGGCGGCACGGUGGACGACGGGUUAGAGCGUCAGCCUCACAGUUCUGAGGUGUGGGGUUCAAUCCUCGUCCCCGCCUGUGUGGAGUUUGCAUGUUCUCCCCGUGCCUGCGUGGGUUUUCUCCGGGCACUCUGGUUUCCUCCCACAUCCCAAAAACAUGCAUGGUAAGUUAAUUGACAACUCUAAAUUGCCCGUAGGUGUGCAUUGAGUGUGAAUGGUUGUUUGUUUGUAUGUGCCCUGCGAUUGGCUGGCAACCAGUUCAGGGUGUACCCCACCUCCUGCCCAAUGAUGGCUUGGAUAGGCUCCAGCAUGCCCGCGACCCAAGUGAGGAGAAGCGGCUCAGAAAAUGGAUGGAUGGAUGGAAAUUUAUAAUACGGUGGACGACUGCCUCACAGUUCUGAGGAGCAGGGUUCAAUCCCCGGCCCCGCCUGUGUGGAAUUUGCAUGUUCUCCCCGUGUCUGCAUGGGUUUUCUCCGGGCACGGCAGUUUCCUCCCACAUCCCCAAAACAUGCAUGGUAGGUUAAUUGACGACUCUAAAUUGCCCGUAGGUGUGAAUGUGAGUGUGAAUGGUUGGUUGUUUGUAUGUGCCCUGCGAUUGGCUGGCAACCAGUUCAGGGUGUACCCCGCCUCCUGCCCGAUGAUAGCUGGGAUAGGCUGCAGCACGCCCGCGACCCUAGUGAGGAGAAGCGGCUCAGAAAAUGGAUGGAUGAAAUUUCUAAUACUUUUUUUUUUUACCAUCAAAAGAUUCUGUGUCAAAAAGUCAACAUCUAAAAAUCAAAUUAACGGGGACAUAUUUUGCCAAACCAACUUUUUCUAGUAUUUGGGAUGCAAUAUUGUCUCUGUGGCGCCUCAGUAAACGUGAAAUAUGAAUUAAAAUCCUCCACGCAUUCUUGAGUUCCAGAGAGGCCUGAAAUCAGGUCAUUCGAAUUUGUCAAGCUCAUCUACGUCACUAGCGAAGAUCUCCGCCUUCCCAAUACACUCCCGGGCCACACGUGUCCUCUCACAAGUGGGUCUUCUCCAUGGAGGCAACCAAUCAGAGGAAAGGGGGCGGUCUUAGCCAAAUAUGGACAAAGCUGAUACAAAACUGGGUCAAACAGAAGUAGCUGUCAGAGGGCCCUUUUCUGGACACUCAUAUGUGUUUUUUUAAAUGAAAUUGACACUUUUCAUACUAAGUCCAUGUUAGAGAAUCACUCUAUGGAGGUCUAAAUCGGCAAAAUACGGGACCUUUACAACUCCGAUGGUUCGGAUGUAUCGUGAUAUUUUUGUUGCAUUUGAAUUUCUAACUGAAUUUUUUUUACCAUCGAAUUUAUAUUACUGAUUUUUUUACCAUUUUACCAUUUUAAAAAAAAACUGUCUAAAAAAAAAAAUCAUUAUUAAAAUUUAAAUGUCACUUGUAUAUUCUGUAGGUAUUAUGUAACCUGAGUUUGAAUUUUUAACAAUGAUUUUUGCCAUAAAUUUCAAAGUGAAAUUCAAUGUAAAAAAAAAAUAAUUUAAAUCUAUGGCUGAAACUCAGUAAUCUCAAAAUAUAAUAAGAUAUGUCAUGUGAGUUAUAAAUAGAUUUUUUUGAACACUCAAUCUUUUGAUGGCAAACAUUUUUUUAGUAAUUUGACGGUAAAAAGAAAAUCUGUUAGAAAUUAAUACUAGGAUGGCACAAAAAUACCACAAAAUACAAUAUAUGUGCGCCAUUGAAUUUUCUUUUGAAUUUUUGUCAUUUAAUUUUUCACACUGAAUAUUUUGAUGGUAAGAAAAAGAAAUUUAAUGUUGAAAAAAAAUAUCGCUGUCAGAAAUUCAAAUUAAAACUCAUAUGGCCCAGAUAUAUUUCCAUAAAUCUUGUUUGUAGAUGUGAUUUGUAUUGUGACUUUUAUAGUGGCUGAUGUGAGAUUGUACAUACAGUGUGUUUGUUUGUGUGUGGGUGUGCGCAAGUUGUGUUUAUUCGACUAUUAACUGUGAAUGUGAAAUAAUAAUUUUUUUUUUUUGCAUAGACAUGAACAAUGCACAACACAAUAUUUUCCUUUUGUGUUUUGCGCUGCUCAUGCUUGCCAAUGAAAUGCACUUUAUGUUUUUAUCCAGCUUUUGUGUUGUUGAUGUGUCGUUGUUUGGAAUUCAAAAGGAAUAAAUAAUAAUAAUAGUAAAACAGCUGGGAAAUUCCCGAAUAGAUCAACCUGUAUGUUUAAAAAAAAAGAAGAAAAUGUGGUGCUACACCCACCAGCUGUUUAUAAUGUCAAUUAUUUAUUGAAUAAAAGAAAAUGUCUUGUUAGUGA